AUGGAGAAUUUUGAACAAUUUUUGCUUAACCCGAAUGCACAAGAGCUUGCACGAUUGCUUCCAAUAACUUGGAAAAAUUCGGACGGUUUUGAAAAUCUCGUAUAUUCGAGAGUCUUUAACCUGAGAGUACCAACAAGACUUCCGAUAGCAAUUAUUCAAGUAAAAGAAGAGAAUGACAUUAUCAAUGGAGUUAAGCUUGCAAACAUUUUAAAUUUGAAGGUUUCUGUGAUUUCAGGCGGACAUAGUUGGGCCGUUUGGGGUGUAAGAGAAGAUGCAUUAAUGCUUGAUUUAGGAAACUACAAAGAGAUUCGUUUCAAUGACGAAACCAGAACAGUGACAGCUUCCACCUCUAUUGAUGGAAGAACAUUAAAUUCUUACUUGUUGAAAAAUAAGCAUCGUUUUUUUCCGGGAGGUCAUUGUCCGGACGUUGGAAUAGGUGGAUUUUUGCUCCAAGGGGGAAUGGGAUGGUGUUGUAGAGGUUGGGGAUGGGCAUGUGAAAGGAUUAAAUCAUUGAGGGCUGUAACAGCCGAUGGUAAAUUACUUACUUGCAGUGAAACAGAAAAUUCUGACUUAUUCUGGGUUGCAAGAGGAUGUGGCCCUGGGUUCCCGGGUAUUGUCUCUACUUUUGAACUUGAAACAAUUCCUGAAAAAGUUUUGUAUUCAGCAACAUAUAUAUAUGAUAUUUCUAAAUUUAAAGAGGUUAUGAACUGGAUCGUCAAAGUAUCGCCUACCACUGAUCAGGAUGUUGAAACGGUAGUUGUAACUUCAGUACCAGAAUUUCAAAAGAAACCAGUAGUAACUGCUCAUAUUGUUUCUUUUAAGGAUUUAGACAAUGACUGCAUUACAGAAUUACGUAAGUAUGAAAACUCUAAACCUCCUGGUGCAUUGAGUGAAAUUUUUGGUAAAAAAACUUCUUUAGAAGCUGAAUACGAAGCCCAAGCAAAUGCAAAUCCAAAACGCCACAGGUAUAGGACAGAUAAUGUUUAUCUCAGAUCGGAUGUAAAUGUUGCUGAUGUUCUCGAACAGUCAUUUACAACAAUUCCUAACCAAAAAACAUUUUGUCUCUAUUUAUCAAUGGACCCUUUGACUAAAUUAAAGGAUAUGGCACUUUCUAUGCAGACCGAACAUUAUGUUGCAAUAUAUGCUGUAUCUGACAAUAAAGAAGAAGAUGAUCAAGUGGCCAAUUGGAUGUCUAGAAGUUUUCAAUCAUUAGAAAAAUAUAGUGCUGGUGCUUAUCUCGGUGAUUCAGAUUUUCAAAUUAGGAAGACACCUUUCUGGGGAGCAGAACAACACCUCAAGCUUAACAAAUUAAGAGAUUUUUUUGACCCAAAAAAACGGUUUUGUGGGUAUUUGAAGGAUCCAAUAAAUGAGAAAAAAAAUAAUGAAUUAUCUUUACAUGAGGUAUUGCACAGCAAGGCAUCGUUAUAA
Molecule: messenger RNA, 1428 nt
Organism: Debaryomyces fabryi
Lineage: Eukaryota; Fungi; Ascomycota; Pichiomycetes; Serinales; Debaryomycetaceae
Product: FAD-binding oxidoreductase
Exons: 1
Coding region: 1-1428 (475 amino acids)
Molecular function (GO): FAD binding; oxidoreductase activity
Source: RefSeq, a predicted model, not a curated record